Molecule: messenger RNA, 912 nt
Organism: Spodoptera littoralis (African cotton leafworm)
Lineage: Eukaryota; Metazoa; Arthropoda; Insecta; Lepidoptera; Noctuidae
Source: the annotation of a GenBank genome assembly
AUGGAUUGCGUCAAGUGCAGAGAUACUGUCACCGACGGUGUUGUAUGUAGUCAGUGUCGGAGGCACCUACAUUACUCCUGCUCUGGCCUCCAGGAAACCACGUACCGUAAGAUGACAUCGGAGAAGAAGGAUAAUUGGCGUUGCAUCGAUUGUCGUAUGUCGGGUAACUCCCCAACUUUAUCAGACGUAUUAAAGGAGUUGAAGAAUCUCCGUAGCUGCUUUGAUGACCUUAAGGCCGAUGUCGGCAUUGUAAAGACCUCUGUCGAAGAAGUGACCGCCCAAUGGAGAGAGAUCAAUUCUAGGAUGGAAAAUAUGGAGGGAAGAUUGAGCAGCGUUGAGCGUGUAACUUCUAAUUUGGAAUCAGUUCGUAAGGAACUUGAUGUAGCAAAUGGUACAAUAGCUGAGCUUAAGAGAGAGAAUAACUUACGUGAGCAAUAUUCCAGAAUAAAUAAUGUUGAAAUUUCCGGGAUACCGUCACAUAAAAGUGAAAACCUGCUGUCCAUUUUGGGCAAAAUUUACUCCAAGGUUGGCUUGCCUUUGGAUCUACGUGACAUUAACCGUGUACACCGUGUUCGCCGUUUUGAACAGGACAGAAACGUACCUUCCCGUCCACCUGCUAUAAUUGUUCAGUUUGCACGGCAAUGCUCUAAGGAUCAGCUGUUGGCAGCUAUUCGGUCUCGACGUGGUAUCAGCACAGUUGAUGUGGGUUUGACCGGUCCUGCUACAAAUAUCUACUUCAGCGAUCAUCUCAUACCGGCGAAUAAGUUACUUCUGAAGCGCGCGCGUGAGUUGAAGCAACAACGUGGUUUUGCUCAUCUAUGGGUUCGCGAUUGUAAAAUUUUCAUGAGGAAGUCGGACUCCUCUAAGGCCAUACGUAUAUCUGGUGAUGGUGAUCUCUCGAACAUAAAGUGA